Messenger RNA from Fulvia fulva, 429 nucleotides. RefSeq lists its product as uncharacterized. Bases 1 to 429 code for a protein of 142 amino acids. The record is from RefSeq and is a predicted model, not a curated record. NCBI's taxonomy places the organism in Eukaryota, Fungi, Ascomycota, Dothideomycetes, Mycosphaerellales, Mycosphaerellaceae. The transcript has 3 exons.
AUGUCGAACAGAGUCGUGACCGUUGGCGGUGGUGCCCUCCUCGCAGGUGUUGGCUACUACUUCUACCAGGCUGGCGCUGACCCAAAGGUCGCCCAGAAGAAGGCUGAAGCCGACGCCGCCAAGCUCUCGCACGAAGUCAAGGGCCACCUUCCAGGCAGUGGCAAGCAAGCAAAGAAGGACGCCGAGGUCGCCGGCUCCGAGAUCAGCAGCAAGCUGAACCAGCUCACUCGCGACGCCAAGAACGAGGCAUCUAAAGUUGACGACAAGCUCGAGCAAUACCGCAAGCACGCCGCUGCAUCGCUUGAGAAGACUGGCAAGGAGGUGACGAAGGAGACAAACCAGGCUAUUGACAAGUUUGACCAGAAGGUCACCGAUGGCGCAGCACAAGCAAAGAGCGGCAUCUCCAGCUGGUUCGGCGGCAGCAAGUAG